This is a messenger RNA of Triplophysa dalaica, 1297 nucleotides long. RefSeq lists its product as uncharacterized. The coding region runs from base 219 to 1094 and encodes 291 amino acids. The transcript has 10 exons. Lineage: Eukaryota; Metazoa; Chordata; Actinopteri; Cypriniformes; Nemacheilidae. The record is from RefSeq and is a predicted model, not a curated record.
CAGCCAGUAAAAAAAUACUGCAUUUUUGGUGUUAUUUUUUUAUUCUCAUUGGGUGGGCAAGACAGUCGUCUCGGUGGGCACAACCUACCCCUGCCCAUGCCUAGAGUCGUCCGUGGGUGGAGUUAUAACGGUACCGUUAAAGAAAGGGAAACUAACUCCAUGUAGGCCAUCACUUUAACCGCACCGAACAACACAAUAUUUCUUCAGUCCUUGUAAGAAUGAAAACAUCUGAUGCUCUCUCUCAGGAGAUGAUGGAGGAGAAGCAAAGUGCAGCUGAGAAAUGCAAUGAAGAAGUCUUUAUCGAUCUGAAGAAGAAAGACACUGCGCUGAAGAACGUGAAACAGAAAACAUCAGAUAAUGUUAUUAAAGUUAAUGAUCAGGAGACCAGAAAUCGAGAUCAGGAGAUCAGACAUCGAGAUCAGGGGAUCAUUCUGCUAAAGAAUAGAAAUAUUGAGCAGCAGCAGAAAAUCUCAAACACUGAAAACAAUCCCCGCGUUCUAAAGGAUAAAAAUCAGAAAGACUUGAGUGGUCCGCAGAAGUCUUCGUCUGACGGUUCUUUUAAGUUCUGGUUCCUGGUUGUGGGAGUCCUGUUUGUGUUUGCUUGUUGUUGUGCUCUGGUUUACAAAGACAAGCAACAUACAACUGAAAGACUUGAGGCAACAAAAACGGAAAUCACUGAAUUGAAGAAGAGAAACAAUGAGCUGGACUUAGACAUACGACGCCGUGAAGCUGAAAGAUUUAAGGCAACAAAAACGGAAAUCACUGAAUUGAAGAAGAGAAACAAUGAGCUGGUCUUAGAGAUGCAACGCCGUGAAGCUGAAAACAGUGAAUUAAAGAAGAGAAACAAUGAGCUGGACUUACACUUGCAACGCUGUAAAGAUGAAUCCUACGAAAGACUUGAGCCAUCAGCAGUCCCCAGCAUGUACUGGAUCCUGAUUGUUGGACUUGUCCUGAUUGUGGUUUAUACUCGGGCUAACAAAAAGACACAAAAUUCAGAAGACUUGAGGCAACAAAUACAGGAUUCACUGAAUGGAGGAGAGACAAUUAGCUGGACUCAGUAUUACAGGGUUGUGAAGCUGAAAUCACUGAAAUGAAGAAGAGAAACAAUAUUCUGGACUUCCACAUACGAUGGUGAAAAGCUGAGUGUAGAGAUGAUUCAGGAUAGUGUUGCGGGCACAGGUUUCAGAGACUGUACCUCUGAAGCAUUUGCGUCUGUUCUCUCACAGCUCUCCUCUUAGUGUGUUUUUAUUUGGUCAUAGAAACAUCAAUUAUAAGAUAUAAACAUUACAUAACAUAA